AGCCCGGGCCUGUGCAAGGAGCACGCUGGGAGCGCUUUGGUGUCCUAGCUGAGGGCGAGAUUAGGAACCAGGAAAGCCACCCGCGCGUGCGGCAGCGGGUGCAAGGUUGGCUGAAAGGCCCCUCCAGCUGCGAUCGCGUGUGCCCCCGUGGUGGGACCUGCGCACUAGGCCCUAGGUACCGGCAGGACACGUGCUCCGGGCCCCCCACCCCCCUCCCCGGGUCCUCUCGUGUCCAACCGCAACCACGGAAUCCUCUUCAGAGUUCUGGAGAGACGCUCGCGCCGGGAAGGGGCUUUACUAAUUGCAGGAAGUGAGCACGAGGAAGAAGUGGCAGAGAUCAAGGGGAGGAGGGAAGGGAGGAGGAGGAGCAGCAGCAGCAGCAGGGCAGCCCGAAGAGCCCUAGAGUCGCGCAUUGCCACGCAGGAGAUUGGGUCCCGGCGAUCCUGCUGUUCUUUGGGGUCCCAGAGGCUGCCCAGCCCAGCUCGGACAUUCGUCUGUCCCCUCCCGGUCUUCAUGGCUUCUCCGGAUGACCCUCUGCGCUCAGAUCACAUAAAGGAGCCGGUGGAGGACACAGACCCCAGCACUUUAUCCUUUGCUAUGUCAGACAAGUAUCCCAUUCAAGACACCGGCCUCCCUAAAGCCAAGGAGUGUGAUACAGUCAGUUCCAGCUGCCCACCAAAUUCUGAUGAUCAACAUCAGGGAGAAGAAAAUGACUUUGUAGACAGCACUGGAGAUCCCCUUUCAGGUGUCAGUAAAAACCAGCCAUGUAAGGAAGGCUGCUCUUGCUCCUCCUGUUCACCCCGGGUCCCCACCAUCAGUGACUUACUCAAUGAUCAGGACUUGCUAGAUGUGAUCAGGAUAAAGCUAGACCCGUGUCACCCGACCGUGAAGAACUGGAGGAAUUUUGCCAGCAAAUGGGGCAUGCCCUAUGACGAACUGUGCUUCCUGGAACAGAGGCCUCAGAGCCCCACACUGGCCUUCUUAUUCCGAAACAGUCAGAGGACUGUGGUCCAACUGAUGGAGCUCUGCCGACUUUACCACAGGGUUGACGUGGAGAAGAUCCUGCGCAGGUGGGUGGAUGAGGAGUGGCCGCACCGGGGACACUCGGACAGUUCCAUGCACUUCUAGAAUCCCCUUCUGGCAUUGGCCUUUCUGCCUGCGGGACCAGCACUCGUCACAGGGGGAGAUGUGCCUGCUCUUGAGAUUUUCAGAUGAGGAUGUGGAAUGGGCAAUGGCUGUCCCUGAAGCUGGUGGCUUGUGGAAGGAUGGGUUCUGUUUCGGUGGCAGGUAUUUGUUUCUUUUUGCACAUCUGUUUUUAUUUAAUAUUUGAACCUGGAAUUGGGAAAGAAUAUUUUGUAGGUCGUAUCUAGAGCCAAGGCCUAUGGGUGGGACAGAACCGUGCCAGCAUGAAAAGAAAAUGACCCUCUCCUUAGGUACUGCUAAAGAUUGUAGCGGGAUCCCAAAUUGUUGAUGUCUCUGGACAUGACCAUGUCAUCCUAUGCAGAACCCUUGCAUUCCCAGCCUCGCAGAAGAUGGCAUGGAGAAGUCACCCUGGCCUGUUCACUGUUAUUGUUUCUGUCGCAAAAGGUUUAGAAGAUCAAGAGGAUACUGUAUGAUGUGGCCUGGAUUCAAGGGCCAUUUUUUUAUUCAAACGCUUUUGUAAUCUAUGGGCUACUAGUACUGUCCCUGGGUUUAGUAUUUUUAAAAGAAAUACAAACUUUCUGGUUUGAAGAACAGCAGAAUGGGUUGGUGUCAUGGGAAUGGCACUGACCAAGAAUAGUACUUAAUAUUCCCUCUUGGGGGCUGGGGAGAUGCUCAGUGGCUAAAGUGCUCUCUGCACAAGCGUGAGGACCAGGGUUCAUGAGGACCAGGGUUCAGGUCCCCAGAACCCAUGGAAUGAGGGGAUGUGUGGCACCUGUGAUUUCAGUGCUCAGAAGGGAGAGACAGAUGUCCUCAGAUGGAGCAAGCUGCCUAGCUAGGGCUAGUCAAAGGGGUAAGCUCUGGGAUCAACUGAGAGACUCCUUUUCAAUGCACAAUGUAGAGAUCAAUUGAAGAAAAAUGUCAACAUCAGCUUUGGGACUCUGUAUGCACACAUGCACAUGUGCAUCUACAUACACAUGCAACAACACACCAAUCACACACGUGCAUGUGCAUCUGCAUAUACAUGCAACAACAACAACAACACACACACAAAUCUUUCUAAAUUCCAUUUGGGGAGCCUGAGGACAUGGGUCAAUGAGUAAAGCGCUUGGCUUAUCAGUACGAGGACCUGAGUUCAGUCACCAGCACCCCCGUAAAAGCCAGACAUAGCAGCAUGUGCCUGUAACCCCAGCACUAGAGAAUCAGAUCCAGGAACUCACUGGACAGCCAACAUAGCCAAAUUGGGAAAGCCACUGUCUCAAAAAGGAAGGUCAAUGUGAAGAGUGAUUGAGGAAGAUACCUAAGGUCAACCUCUGACCUGUGUGCGCAUGCGUGCACGCACGCCUGUUUGUUAUCCAAGCCUCUUUUUUUGGUGCUAGGGGUGGAACUGAGGACCUUGAACAUGUUCAGCCUGCGCUCUACCACUGAACUACACCUGCACUCCUGUUAUUCCUGGAAUUUCUAAAAUUUUUUUAUUCUUCACUCAUACACUACACCCCAAUUGCAGUUUCCCCUACCUCCGCUCCUCCCAGUUCCCCUCCACACAUAUCUCCUCUCCCCCAGAUCCACUCCUCCUCCACUUCCCUUCAGAAAG
Molecule: messenger RNA, 2734 nt
Organism: Peromyscus leucopus (white-footed mouse)
Lineage: Eukaryota; Metazoa; Chordata; Mammalia; Rodentia; Cricetidae
Gene: Edaradd
Product: EDAR associated death domain
Exons: 6
Coding region: 514-1128 (204 amino acids)
Biological process (GO): signal transduction
Molecular function (GO): protein binding
Source: RefSeq, a predicted model, not a curated record